Molecule: messenger RNA, 4230 nt
Organism: Pestalotiopsis fici W106-1
Lineage: Eukaryota; Fungi; Ascomycota; Sordariomycetes; Amphisphaeriales; Sporocadaceae
Exons: 2
Coding region: 1-4230 (1409 amino acids)
Biological process (GO): mitotic DNA replication checkpoint signaling; mitotic G2 DNA damage checkpoint signaling; activation of protein kinase activity
Molecular function (GO): anaphase-promoting complex binding
Source: RefSeq, a predicted model, not a curated record
AUGGCUUCUGCCACGCGCUCUCCUUCACCCACAAGCGACGCGUCCCCGCCAGGCUCGCCACAGCUCUCUCCCAGAUCAAAACUUAGAGCAGAACUCGCGGCCUUGGACGAGAGCUCAGACGAGGAUACGGCGCCAAUCGAUAGAAAGGCACUCUUCAAAUCGACAAAAGACAUAAUUACCAAGGCCGAUGAGCCUGUGCAGAAAGACAUUACCAACGCGAAGCAAUCAGCAGACGAUGACGAUGAAGACGACGACGAUGAUGAUGAUGACGAGAUUGUGCGUCCACGAGGGCGAUUGGCAGCUCGUAUGCAAGCGGGCAACAGCAAAAUCCAGACCAGCGCCCCAGCCCCAGCUCCAGUCCCAGAGACAGAGCGAAUCCAGUCACAACAAGACAACAUUGUGGACGCCAAUUCCGAGGAUGAGGAGACAGAUGCCGUACAACGCAGGCGGAGAAUACGAUCUGCACGUGAGAGCACACCAGAAGUACGUGCAAGCCGUGAAGCUAGCCCCGCAUCGCCAGGCCUCUUUGUGACACCCAACAAAUCACAACAUUCGGAGGCUGGGUCAGAUAGCGAGGACGGCUUGACAUCCAACCUGGCUCAAAACGCGCGCUUCCAAGCUCUUGUUGCUCGAAAGCGCGAGGAGAGGCUCGCGAGAGAGGCGGAAGAGAAGAAGAAGCGUGAAGAAAGGAUAGCUCAACGCGUCGAAGUUUCUGAAGAGGAUGACGACGACGUGUCGGACAUUAGUGACGACGAUGGCGGCCGAAAGCUCACACAAGAAGUCUCCUCGAGGCCUGCUGUCAGAAAAGCUAGCAGGAAGGCCUUGGAGGAAAUGAACAGAGAGACGCAGCGGCUGAGCCGUAGUAUGCAGCUCGCCCACGAGGCCAAGACAAAAAAGAAGAUCAGCAAGGCGACUUUGUUUGAACGAUUCAACUUCAAACUGCCUGCCGCCUCAACACACACAGAGCUCGCACCAGCUGCGAGCUCAAGCAGGCCUGGAUCGCCCGCCUCGGUUCGCCAUACAGACACUGAAGCGGCAGAGAAGGAUACGCCACCAAGCUCUCCGCCUGUUGUGCUAAAGGAAACAACAACAAACAACCAUACACCCGAACUAUCUGGAGCACCAGAGCAGCAGAUGGUCGUGUUGGAGAAAGAAGAUGAGAGCGAGCUGCCAAGUCUGAAGGAUGUCGUUGUUGAAGCAAAGAAGCUGGACAAGGGCAAGGGCAUCGCUACUGCGGCGGAUCUCGAAUCGCCCAAGAAGAAGACGCCAGUACAACUCAAGCGUCAGGUCCGCGUCAAGUUCCUGACUGUGCAGACUAACCAAGUCAUCAUCGACGAAGAUGACGAGCUUCAAAUUGCGAAACCCAAGAAGCAGAGCAAGAUUGAUUCCUUAUUCAGCCGCGUCCCUGCGCAACAGAACAAGGAGGCUCGAUCCGUUCAGGUUUUCCGCCAAUUAGCUCAUCUCUCUUCACCUCCACAGGAUGCUCGUAAAAGAACUCAGAAACCCUCCAUGACCGUGGGCGAACUGCAGCUCACUCUACAGCAGCGUGCUCGCGCUCAAGCCAAAUCUGAGCGUGAUCGCCGCAUGGAAAUGCUCAAGGCCAAGGGUAUACAUGUCCAGACUGAAGAGGAGCGCGAAAAGGAGCGUGAGCAGGUCGAGGACAUUGUUGCUCGAGCCCGUUUGGAGGCCGAGGAGAUCAUGGCAAGAGAACGCGAGGACGCCAAAAAGGCCAAGAAGGAGAGGAAAGCCAAUGGAGAAGGAGAUCACCUUGACUGGGACGAUAGCGAUGAUGACAGCUUUGCUGGCAGCGAAGCCGGAGAGCUGCAGCCCAUUGAAGAUGGAGAAAUCGACUUUUCAGGCUCUGGCGAAGACGAAGACGAGGAUGAGGAUGAAGAAGUUGAUGACGAAGAAGAACCAGCCGGGGACUCCAUUUUUGAUGAGGCCGCCGAGGAAGCUGAUGAAUCUGGCGAUGAUGACACAACUGCAGAAGCGGCAGUCCUCGAUGACGACGAUGAGACAGACAAUGUCCGUCCCACGGCCUCGAGGUCUCGUCGAGGCAGAAAGAAUGUCCAAGUGCUCUCUGACGAUGAGGAGGAGCUUUCUAUUCAAGCUACACCCAAGCCUAGGAAGGUCUUGUUCAAGUCGCCGACCGGCCAAACAUCCGAAUCUCCCAAUGCUCCCACAUCCGUUCUCCGCUCCGCUACAAAGACCUUUAUUCCUGGUCUCCCGGUCCCUGCAGCCGGGCCUGCCGGCCUUGGCCUCACUCAGAUCUUUGCUGGGACCAUGGAUGACAGCCAAGCAGGCUCAAUGCCACUAAGUGCUGGAUCGCCCAUAGAGUUUAGGCCAACUUUUGAGAACUUCCCUGAUUCCCAAUUCUCUGCCACUGCAGGCGAAUCUCAGCCAGCAGAAGGCAGGAUUGUGGACAGUCAGGUCGAGACUCAGGGGGUUGAAUCACAAACCCAAGGUGUACAGCUUCACUUUGAGCAGAGCCAGAUGCACGGCUUCGAUUCACUAAUGCAACAAGAUGGCACACAAGCCUCAGAUAUGCUUGAGCUUACCCAAGAUGGCGGAUUCGGGGAUUACACGCCCUUGAAAAACCGCUUCGUUGACCCACCUCAAGGCACUGUAGAUACUGUUAUCCUGGAUGGAACUCCCAAGGCCAGCGUGGACGCAGAAGCAGUGAUUAUGGAUUCGCCGCUUGUGCAGAGACGUGGUAAAUUGAGACGAAGAGUGGAAGUCUCGCUCUCCGAGUCUACACUGCCACCUACGGAGGUUCCUAUGCCUCCGUCCGCCGGUACACCAAGCCAAGCUCUGACGGCUGAUAUACCCAGUCCCAGCAAAGAUGAGAGCUCUUCCGCUUUUAGGCUCAUGGCCAAGGCUGCGCGUCGCAGAAAGCGCGCUCAGGAAAAGUUUAACAAGAAGAAAAGCAAGGCAAGGGAAAUGGUGCACGGCGAGGCUGAGGAGUCUGAAGAUGAGUACGCUGGUCUCGGUGGUGCUGAUGGUGAAGACUCUUCAGAUGAGGACGAGGAUGAUCUCGCGGAACUGCGAAAACAAAUGAUCGACGAUGAGAGCAAGGGAUUGACCGAGGAGGAGGAAGGAAAGCUAGCUGCAUUCUAUGCUGACCGCGAGCGGGCAGCAGACAGCGCACAGGUGGAUAAGCUCUUCAAAGAUAUCACUACAGGCAUGUUGCGAAAACGUCGCCGUGGCGGUGGUGGAGGCAAUGGGGAUUUCGACCUGUCAGAUUCUGACGACGGAGGCGAGGCUCGACGUCGCAUGAAGCGCAAGCAGUUUGCAAAGAUGCAAAAGGCACUCUUCGCUGAUGAAAGAAUCGGCAAGAUUGCAGAGAACCCUCGUAAUGCUGCUUUCAUGAAGAGCAUCGAAGACUGGGGAAGCGAUGAGGACAUGGGCUUCGACGAGCCAUACUUCGAGCCCGAAGAGGAAAGCCAGAAUACCAACGAGACUGGCGCGAAGCAGGCUGUCGGCGAAAGCAUCCCCGACUCUCAACCUUCAGCUACUGCCGCGGCCAGUGCCAAUACAGGGAGGAAGCGAACUCGCAACGAGCCAUCUGAUCCCGGAAUGCGCCCUCCUCCCAAUCUGAGAAGAGUACGGGACGGUAUCAAGCCUGCCAGUAUAGCAGAUGUGAGACGCUCACUGUCGAGCCUGCUGGGCGAGCCCAACAUGUCAUCCGACUCCAUCAUUCCCGCCACAGACCCCAAUGGGUCUGAUAGCGAGGGUGAGCAAGAGGAAGCACCCCAAAAGUCUGGACGAGGCAACAAGGAGAACCGUCGGCCAGGAUCUGUGGCAGUUGUUGACCGCAUCUCGUUGAAGCGCUCCGGCUCUUCGAAUCUGAGCACGAGUUCCAAGCUGGCCUUUGCAGCACCGGCGUCCAGCUCGGGUAGUGGCGCUUUCAAAGUACCAGCACUUCUACGCCGUGCCACUACCAAUAGUCUAAUGUCUCAAACCUCGAAUUCGUCAACCUCAUCCACUGGCGUCACGACUGGCAAGGGCGCAACAGGACUGGGCGGCAUGGCGUCUAGCGCGUUCAGCGAGGAGGGCAAAUUGAAAAAGACGGCGGGCAAGCGAAGUGGCGUCAACUUCUUUGCAAGAGAGAACGAGAGGCGAGAGAAGCUCAAGGAGAGCGAGCGCAGGAGAGAGGAGAAGAAAUGGAAGGGUGCCAAGGGCCGGUCAGAGGCUGUUGGAGGCUUGUUCGGGGGUGGGCAAUUCGAGUAG